GUAAAUUUUGCUUUGUGCGGAGGCGAGUUUAUUUUCAUUUUCAUUUCACAUAAUUUAACACUUUUUUGUGACUUUAUAUUUGCAAAAGAUUAUAGUGAAAAGUAAAAAAUUGCGUCUAAAGUGAAAUAUACAAGUAAAAUUGUGUUUUGCAACCAAAUAGAAUAAUUGUGGAAGUCAAGAGCAAAUUGCUAUCAUAGGUUGUCUGGGUCGUCUGGUCAAAGGCAAUUCGCGAUAGACGUAAGUGAAGUGGAAGGAAGUGCUGCAAGGAGGAAGAGGAAGACUACAGUGAAAAGUAAGUGCUUAACUGAAAAACGACACAUAAGACCAAUUGUGUAAAGCAGACACGGUCAGAAAGGGAAGAGAGACAUCAAAAACUGAAAAAAAAUAAUACUUGGAGUGAGAACUUCAGUAAAUGCAAUAGACGGCUGCGACGUCAAUAGCGACAGUGUGAGGCGAUGCAUAAAAACGUCUCUAAAGGAAACUAAAACAAAAAAAAAAAAACAACAUACUAGCCCGACUGAAGGAAGAGGCAAGAAAAGUAUCCAUCAGACGACGACGACGACUCUGUUGCAGAACGGAAAGCACAAAAAAGUGUGAAAGGUCAGCAGACAGACGAAAAGGAGACGAAAAAUACAGAUAUCGUGCAAAAUAGUAUACUCAACCAGUAAGCAAAAAUCGUACAUAUUUCAUACAUAAGUACAACUCAACGAUUUGGAAACUUUUUGUAAAAAAUCACAAAUAUAUUAAUUAUACUAGUAAUAUUAAAAAUUACUAACUGAAUUCAGAAAUCACCAUAUAUACGCAGAAAACGUACAAACGCCAGGCAACUAAUUCAAUUAGAAUUUCAAAAAAAUCAGCAUUAGCAAGGAUUAAACGAAGAUUGGCAAAGCUUGUGAACAAAGGCGAGCGGUACUUGUUAUCCUUGUAAUUUUCACUUGCCACAAAGUUAAACCGUAGACGUUGAAAACUUAUAUUACAACUACGAAACACGCUUAACGUUGGUUUCAGCACAGCUUACAUUUAACAUUUUGAAGCUUAAGCACCAAAGCUUCGUGCAGACGUUUUAUUUGCGUUCAGCUGUAACUGGAGCAUUUGCGUUGACGACUUGUUGUCGACCAGUGCACUCUUCGUGUGCCACGUGCGAUGUUGCCAUUCACCCCACAAGUAGUUAAACGUUUGUUAGCACUCAAGAAGGGCAACGAAGACACCGUCGAGGGUAAGUGGUCCGAAAAAGCAGUAAAAAAUCUUGUUAAGAAAGUUAAAAAGAAUAUACAGCUUGAGGAGUUAGAACGUGCCAUAUCCACGCAGAAUUGUAAUACACGCUGCGUCACCGUACCGCGUAGCAAGCCAGGCGCUACUGGCGAAAAUUUGCGCAAAGGACAACCACAUGUAAUAUAUUGUCGUGUAUGGCGCUGGCCGGAUUUACAAUCGCAAAAUGAACUAAAAGCUUUAGAUCAUUGCGAGUACGCCUUUCAUUUGCGUAAAGACGAAAUAUGUAUUAAUCCAUAUCACUACAAAAAGAUUGAGUUAUCAAUUUUGGUGCCAAAAUCAUUGCCGACACCGCCAGAUUCCAUAACAGAUUAUCCAUUGGAUAAUCAUACACAUCAAAUACCGAAUAAUACGGAAUAUAAUGCCGCAACUAUACGCAGCGCUUCGUUGAGUCCACCACAGUAUAUGGAACUAUCAAGCCAUCAUCAUCAUCAGCAACAGCAUUCGCCCGGCAGUCUUGUUGGUUUAGGCAUGAGUGCUGCACAACAGCAACAACAACAGAUGAAUAGCUCACUUGUCGGUUCUGGCGCUUGCAACAUGGAUUCACAGUCAAGUGUGCUUAGCGUCGGUAGCAGCAUUCCUAAUACGGGUACCCCGCCGCCUGGCUACAUGAGUGAAGAUGGUGAUCCCAUCGAUCCCAAUGACAAUAUGAAUAUGUCCAGAUUGACACCGCCAGUCGAUGCUAGUCCCGUAAUGUAUCAUGAGCCCGCUUUCUGGUGCUCCAUUUCUUACUAUGAACUAAAUACACGUGUCGGUGAAACCUUUCAUGCUUCACAACCAUCCAUUACAGUUGAUGGUUUCACUGAUCCCUCCAAUUCGGAGCGUUUCUGUCUCGGCUUGCUAUCCAAUGUAAAUCGCAAUGAGGUGGUCGAACAGACGCGUCGUCAUAUUGGUAAAGGUGUACGUCUGUACUAUAUCGGUGGCGAAGUAUUCGCCGAAUGUCUCAGUGAUUCAUCCAUAUUUGUGCAGAGUCCGAAUUGCAAUCAACGCUACGGUUGGCAUCCAGCCACUGUCUGCAAAAUACCACCCGGUUGUAAUUUGAAAAUCUUCAAUAAUCAAGAAUUCGCUGCUUUGUUAUCGCAAUCGGUAUCGCAAGGUUUUGAGGCCGUUUAUCAACUAACACGCAUGUGCACCAUACGUAUGUCGUUUGUCAAGGGUUGGGGUGCCGAGUAUCGACGUCAGACCGUUACAUCGACGCCGUGUUGGAUUGAAUUGCAUUUGAAUGGACCACUACAAUGGUUGGAUCGUGUGCUAACGCAGAUGGGUUCGCCACGUCUACCAUGCAGCUCAAUGUCUUAAGAACAAAAUAUAAGUAUACGGCAUACGGCAUACGGUUGAAGAAGAGCAGUUAUGAGCACUUAAAGUUUAUCAAUGUGGAAGUGUUGUUUUAACAAACUUGUAAAGUUGGAGAUUACGCAGUUAAUAUUUUUGUUUUUAAUUUUUUGCUGACUAUUUCGAAUUCGCUAAAGGAACUAAAAUUACAUUUUUUUGUGCAGCCAAAUUAGAUAUGCAAAUAUGCAAAGCACAUCUGUCUGUCUGUUCAGUUUCAGUUGACACAGGAAAUUAAAAUUUCAGCUUUUUUACAGAAUUUAAAAUGUAUUUUAAGGUUUUAAAGUCUUAAACUACACAAAAAAUAUUAAAUUUUUUUUU
Messenger RNA from Zeugodacus cucurbitae (melon fly), 2919 nucleotides. It is a transcript of the gene Smox, whose product is annotated as mothers against decapentaplegic homolog 3. The transcript is spliced from 2 exons. The coding region runs from base 1144 to 2568 and encodes 474 amino acids. Lineage: Eukaryota; Metazoa; Arthropoda; Insecta; Diptera; Tephritidae. The record is from RefSeq and is a predicted model, not a curated record. Gene Ontology annotation, molecular function: DNA-binding transcription factor activity, RNA polymerase II-specific; I-SMAD binding; RNA polymerase II cis-regulatory region sequence-specific DNA binding. Gene Ontology annotation, biological process: anatomical structure morphogenesis; transforming growth factor beta receptor signaling pathway; cell differentiation. Gene Ontology annotation, cellular component: heteromeric SMAD protein complex.